This is a messenger RNA of Arabidopsis lyrata subsp. lyrata, 1123 nucleotides long. RefSeq names its product GTP-binding nuclear protein Ran-2. The transcript is spliced from 5 exons. Bases 260 to 925 code for a protein of 221 amino acids. The record is from RefSeq and is a predicted model, not a curated record. Gene Ontology annotation, molecular function: GTPase activity; GTP binding. Lineage: Eukaryota; Viridiplantae; Streptophyta; Magnoliopsida; Brassicales; Brassicaceae. Gene Ontology annotation, cellular component: nucleus; cytoplasm. Gene Ontology annotation, biological process: protein import into nucleus; ribosomal subunit export from nucleus.
UUUUGACAAAACCAAUAUAUAUAGCCCUAAAGCUGAAAAAGAGAUCCAACGGUGGAGAAAGCUGCGUAGAUAUUGAAGAGCCAAAAGAAGGAAUCUAACGGUGGAAGGAAUAGCGUCAAACCUAAGCCAAAACCUCCCCAAAUUCUCCUUAUUAAAACCCCAUCUCUCUCCAUAGUCCCUCUCGCCGCAUCGCUUCUUAAACCUCGACGACAUCAUCCAUCGUCUGACUUCGCGCUCUCCUCUCUCGAAUUCCGAAAACAUGGCUCUUCCUAACCAGCAAACCGUAGAUUACCCUAGCUUCAAGCUCGUCAUCGUUGGUGAUGGAGGCACAGGGAAAACAACUUUUGUGAAGAGACAUCUUACUGGGGAGUUUGAGAAGAAGUAUGAACCUACUAUUGGUGUGGAGGUUCAUCCUUUGGAUUUCUUCACAAACUGUGGCAAGAUCCGUUUUUACUGCUGGGAUACUGCUGGACAAGAGAAAUUUGGUGGCCUCAGGGAUGGAUACUACAUCCAUGGUCAAUGUGCCAUAAUAAUGUUUGACGUCACAGCAAGGCUCACAUACAAGAAUGUUCCAACAUGGCACCGUGAUCUCUGCAGGGUGUGUGAAAACAUCCCGAUUGUUCUGUGUGGGAACAAAGUCGAUGUGAAGAACAGGCAAGUGAAGGCAAAGCAGGUGACAUUCCACAGGAAGAAGAAUCUGCAGUACUAUGAGAUAUCGGCAAAGAGCAACUACAACUUCGAGAAGCCUUUCUUGUACCUUGCUAGGAAACUGGCGGGAGACCAGAACCUUCACUUUGUCGAGUCACCAGCUCUUGCUCCACCAGAGGUUCACCUUGACAUUGCUGCUCAGCAGCAGAACGAGGCCGAUCUCGCAGCUGCCGCAGCUCAGCCUCUCCCCGAUGACGAUGAUGAUGCGUUUGAGUAAAUCUUCCAAAAUGUCUGCCAUGGUUUCCUCUAUUAUGCUGUUUUGAUUUUGACGUUACAUAUAAAUCAAUGGUCUAUUUUAUAACAACAAUUGCGGGAAAUAUUGGGAUUGUUCUGUUUUGAGACCCGAAGAGAAUUUGCAGCUAAGUUUUUUCUGCCCAAAAGAAUAUGCGGUUUAUUCGAAAACUUAAUUCUAGUA